Aureobasidium uvarum is the source of this 759-nucleotide messenger RNA. Lineage: Eukaryota; Fungi; Ascomycota; Dothideomycetes; Dothideales; Saccotheciaceae. The record is from the annotation of a GenBank genome assembly.
AUGCCGUUACGCAUACACACGCGCUCCUUUUCCGUGCUCAGUCGCCCAAAGCCAAACUACCCUGGCCAUGUGCCCUUGACCGUCGUCGAGCGAUGCGGCCUGGCCGUCGGCUCUGCCCUUGGCUCCAUGCUCGACCACCACCGCCACGACCUGGUUGCUGCUCUGGGCGAGGCAACAUGCAAGCCCUACUUCAUUACCCGCUUGCGACAGAGCAUGCUGUCGCAUCCCACUGGCCGCCGUAUCCUCCGUGACCGUCCCCGCAUCUCCAGCCAGACCAUGUCGCUCGAACAUCUACGUACCCUGCCAGACAAUUCGGUCCGCUACAUUGAUGACCCAGAGGAGGCCUAUGUCAUGCAGCGCUACCGCGAAUCCCACGACUUUUACCACGCUCUCACUGGCUUGCCCGUCUUUGCAGAGGGCGAGAUUGCUCUCAAGGCCUUUGAGUUUGCAAAUACUCUUUUGCCCAUGACUGCCCUUUCCAUGGCUGCCAUCGUCAAGCUCAAGCCUGCUGCUCGCCGCCGCUUCUGGUCCACAUAUCUACCUUGGGCUGUGUCCAAUGGUUUGCGCGCUGAAGACGUCAUCAACAUCUAUUGGGAAGAAGUCCUUGAAAAGGAUUGCGAUCAAUUGAGACAAGAGCUGGGUAUCGAGAAGCCUCCAGAUCUUCGCGAACAGAGAAAGAUGAUGAGGGACCAGAAAAAGGCCCAGAAGGCUGCUAGCGAAGCUCGUCAAACUGUUGGUCAAGGUAUCAUGUCGAAUUAA